This is a messenger RNA of Rotaria sordida, 303 nucleotides long. The record is from the annotation of a GenBank genome assembly. NCBI's taxonomy places the organism in Eukaryota, Metazoa, Rotifera, Eurotatoria, Philodinida, Philodinidae.
AUGACAUUCAAUGAAAAUGUAACAACUACAAGAAUUUCAUUCAUUCAAGAACAAAAACUUAUUAGUAAAAACUUUAGUAAAAUCGAGCAAAGUACAUUAACAUGGAGUACUAUUGCACUUGCUUGUAUUACUUGUCUUAUUUUCAUCUAUAUUGGAAUAAAAACUUUUACCAUACAUAAAAAACGUCAAAUAAGAAGAUAUAAGCUACUCAAUAGUAGUACUACAAUAGAAGAACCUCUCUUCAAUGGACAUGAUAAUGACGAAGAAGAAAAUGACGAUGGCACAUUGCUCGUUCGCAAAUAA